This is a messenger RNA of Trichosurus vulpecula (common brushtail), 333 nucleotides long. RefSeq names its product insulin growth factor-like family member 4. Gene Ontology annotation, molecular function: signaling receptor binding. Lineage: Eukaryota; Metazoa; Chordata; Mammalia; Diprotodontia; Phalangeridae. The coding region runs from base 1 to 333 and encodes 110 amino acids. The transcript is spliced from 3 exons. The record is from RefSeq and is a predicted model, not a curated record.
AUGGCAUCAAGAAACUACAUCACGGCAAUCAUUGUCUCCAUCUUCAUCAUGGUUAUGCUGUCCUCAGGUGCUCCAGUGACCCCUCCGGACUCCCAGGUGAUUGUGUGCCAGCCCUGGCUCCUGUGUGGUAUGGUGGCCUACAACCCCCAGGAGACUCAAUGUUGUGAGGAUGGCAGUGUCCAAUACUUGCCCCUGCACUGUGGUCCUACACACAACUUUGACCCCUGCUUUCAGCAUUGCUGCACCGAUUCUGUCAAGAACACGUUCACUGUGGUUAAUAAGACCAGGGAAGGGACUGAGACAAGCGACUGUGCAAUGGCGAGCUUCAAUUAA